Molecule: messenger RNA, 846 nt
Organism: Dermatophagoides pteronyssinus (European house dust mite)
Lineage: Eukaryota; Metazoa; Arthropoda; Arachnida; Sarcoptiformes; Pyroglyphidae
Source: RefSeq, a predicted model, not a curated record
AUCACAAGGGUAGUUUACGAACAAAUUUCCUUUAAUGGGCUGACCAUUUUUAUGUUUUUCUCCCAUAUAUAAGCCAUCAUCGUCGAUCAAUAAUUUUGACGAACCAAUUUUGAUCAAGAAAAUCUGUUACUUUGUGAAAUUUUUUAUUUUAUUUUGAUUUUGUUUUGAAACGAACCAAACAAACAAACUCGACGAACUCAAAAAAAUGGCCAUCCAAUUUCAAACAUUCGAAUAUAAUAUUAUUCGUUCGAUGGCGACUAUUUCGAUCAUUUCAUUAAUCAUCAUAUCUGUUUAUCAAUUAAAUCUAAUAUUGGAAUUAUUAAAACGAUUGACCGAUGAUUUUGAAGAAUUAGAUUCAAGAUAUCAACGUUGGAUUGGUAAAAAUUCAUCCAUCGCUAAAUUAAUGUGGGAACCAUUACGAAAUGGUGCACAUUCAAUGUUGGAAAGACAUGAACCGGCAAUCCUAAUGAAUGUUGUCAUUUAUUCAUCGGUAAUCGCAUUAUCAAUUGUUGGUUUAGUUGCCGCUAUACGUCGACAUAAAAUUAUGUUAACAAUAUAUGCAUUUGCAUUGAAUCUAAUCUAUCUAACAAGCUUUAUUUAUUGUGCACGUGUACCAUCAUUUUAUUGUUCGAUUAUUGUAUUUGUAUCGAUUAUUGUUUAUUUACGAUCACAUCAUUUAUGGUCGAAAAAUUCUGAAGAUAAAAUCCAUUUAAUACAGGCUAAAUUAUCAUCAUCAUCCGAUCAUAAUCAUCAUCAUCAUAAUCAUAGCAAUAUUGUCUGAAACUUGACUAUCUUUUUCAUUGUAAAAAUACAUUAUCAUUAUCAUUCCAUUUUUCAAUUUUUUGU